ACGAGGUGGUCACUCCAAAUAUAUUGCAUUUAUUUCAUAAGUUGAUCCGUAUGUGCAUCCAUAUUCACGUGUAUACACGAUUCCUCUAUGAAUUUUAUUUCAGUGUUUUUACAGCUGUCAUCGCAAACGCGCGCACUGCUGAUUGUUUACAAACAAAAAAAAUCCCUUCAAUUUUGCUCCGGCCACAUUUUUUGGAUUGCAAGGCACGCUAUGUUGAAUUCCGAGGAGUAAUCGGGACGGGAUACCAAGAUCCCGCAGGAGACGGAAGACGACCGUGCGGUGGUGGUGUUGGACUACCAGCGGAAGGGCAAGCGCCCCGUCAUGAAGACUACGACACGACAGACGUACUUUUUGCUCGUGAUUGGCCUGGUUGUUCCGGAGAAGCUCAAGCCGGGCGAUGAGAGUGAACAAGGACUCGUACGUCGUAUUUCAUCCUGGACACUUCCGGCCGAGUAUGACGCGCGCGUCAAGGCGAUGGAGGUGGACGAACGGCCCACCGAGCACUACUCGGACAUUGGCGGUUUGGACAAGCAAAUCCAGGAACUAAUUGAGGCCGUCGUGCUGCCGAUGACGCACAAGGACAUGUUCAAGAACCUGGGAAUUCAUCCGCCGAAGGGAGUGCUGCACGCUUUCGGCUGGUGCCUGUGUGGCGCAAAAAAAGUCGACCUUCCUGAAGCUGGCCGGCCCGCAGCUGGUGCAGAUGUUUAUCGGAGACAGUUUCAAGCUCGUCCGGGACGCGUUUGCACUAGCCAAGGAAAAGUCGCCGGCGAUUACUUCCUGCACGCAAUUACGCUGCAGACGCAUCUAACUGUUUCAUAUGCAUGUUUUAAAUUUAUUUGACCUAAUUUGGUCACCUG
This is a messenger RNA of Culex pipiens pallens (northern house mosquito), 857 nucleotides long. RefSeq names its product 26S protease regulatory subunit 6A-like. The record is from RefSeq and is a predicted model, not a curated record. Gene Ontology annotation, cellular component: proteasome regulatory particle, base subcomplex. Gene Ontology annotation, biological process: proteasome-mediated ubiquitin-dependent protein catabolic process. Bases 322 to 840 code for a protein of 172 amino acids. Gene Ontology annotation, molecular function: proteasome-activating activity. The transcript has a single exon. Lineage: Eukaryota; Metazoa; Arthropoda; Insecta; Diptera; Culicidae.